AUGGGCAUCAAAGGUCGAUCUAGAACUUCGAAUCGCUUAUCCGGUUUGAAGUUUGAGUAUUACAAUCAUCCAAGUCCUAGCACAGUAGGACAAUGGAUGGAUGAAAUUGAUGAUGGCUUUGAAUUCUCGCUAGAUGAGGCAGUUCAAUCGUUAACUAUCUGGCUCACUCCAACGGGUCACUCUACUGAACGCGGGUUGGUGGUUAGCCAAGUCGCAGCCAUCCACAUUGAGACGACUCAUUCUCGCAGUGUGACAUUUCGUUCUCCAGAAUUUCGCUCCCUUCCGCCCCAAAAGCUGCAGCACCAGUACCAAAGUGACCGUGACGAGAGACUAACAGGUAUCUCAUGGAUAAUGAAUGCAUCUUGUGAUUGCGUCCGAGCAGUCAUUUCUGCUUCUACGAGCGAAUGCCGGAGAGCUCAGAUACUGGUCCCAGAACACCCUCCCCCUUUUGACCAGGUACGGAAACUUUACUUCGCGACGCAGAAUGACGACGGUUGUAGAGACACCAUAGCCACAGCCGAAGCCUUCUUCCGAGACCGGGCGAUUAUCGGACUUGUUUUCGUCUACACGUCGGCUGCAAAAGCGAGUCUAGGCGAUUUCGAUACCAAUGCCCGUCAAACAAUUCGUUUUCCACGAGACGCUCGGGUUGUUGGCUUUUCGGUUGCGACCAAAAAGCGUGACAUUGUGGAACUCGAAUUCGAAGUUGAACGAAACGAGCAGCCUCAGUACAAGAAGCUUAGGCUCUCCAUCAAUUAUACCGUCGGAUAUGACAGGCGAGAUGUGUGGUGUAAAGACGGGUCGUCUGGGGAAAGCAAUCAACGACUCUUAGCGGGUGACCGUGUAUACAAACCCCCGAGCGAUUCGACGCUAGUGGGUAUCUAUGUGGGCUGUCAGGAGUUCUUCCGUGUUGGAGCACUGUAUGAGCCCGAGGUUUCUCAAUAG
Molecule: messenger RNA, 942 nt
Organism: Penicillium lagena
Lineage: Eukaryota; Fungi; Ascomycota; Eurotiomycetes; Eurotiales; Aspergillaceae
Exons: 1
Coding region: 1-942 (313 amino acids)
Source: RefSeq, a predicted model, not a curated record